This is a messenger RNA of Helicoverpa armigera (cotton bollworm), 1896 nucleotides long. RefSeq names its product serine protease snake. NCBI's taxonomy places the organism in Eukaryota, Metazoa, Arthropoda, Insecta, Lepidoptera, Noctuidae. Gene Ontology annotation, biological process: proteolysis. The record is from RefSeq and is a predicted model, not a curated record. The transcript has 9 exons. Bases 157 to 1377 code for a protein of 406 amino acids. Gene Ontology annotation, molecular function: serine-type endopeptidase activity.
CUUAUAUUUCCUGUUUGAUCUAAACACCCGUUAUUUUGCCAAAUCUCCGACUUAUUUAUACUGAUUUUUAGAAGAAACCUUAUCAUUGUGAAAGUGAAUCUCAUCGCGAGCAGUUUUACAAAACAUUCACUCGUAUCAUAUUUGUUGUGGUUCAAAAUGUGUGCAGUCAAGUUUCAGUUUCUUAGUGCAUUAUUUUUUAUGGUGUUUUCAAUACACACUUCAAUUAGUCAGAGCAUCGGAUCAUUGGAAUUUCAGCAACCCUUUGACAAUCUGGAAUAUAAUGGAAGACCUAAUGAGGCAAUCGACCCACUGAACAUUGUUAAUCAUUUUCCUAAUGAUCUACAUUAUAACAAUGUUCCUGAUGAUCUGUGUGCUCCAUAUGACCCACCUCUUCCCGACUUCAGGACUCCUGGUAGAAGGAUUAGCGAAACUAAAUGUUUCGAGUAUCAUUGGUUGUUAAUAACUGAAGCUGAAAAAGCUUUAAGGCAAAGAACCUGCAGGUUAGGACCAAUUCCGGAAUGGUCAAACAAGAUUAGUCGCAGACAAGCGCCUUUAUAUGUUGACACAAGAUUUGAUGUCAACGUCGAUGCAGCUAAACGAGGGGAAUUCCCGAAUAUGGGCGCCAUAGGUUGGAAGGCGUUGAACGGUACAUGGAGAUUCAUGUGCGGUAGCAGUCUCAUAAGCUCCAAAUUCGUGCUGACGGCUGCACACUGCUCCGAGGCAUCGAAGGCGGAUUUGACUUUCCUUGCUGAUACUAAACCCAAGAUCGUCAGACUGGGCAGAACAAUGCUUGACCAUAACAGUAAGCACAACACACCUUUUGACGCAAAAAUAAUUAAUGUUAUAGUCCACCCCAAUUUCAAGUCUCCGAUUCAGUACUACGAUAUCGCUCUAAUGGAGCUGGCCCAAGAGGUGCUGUUUUCUGAGGAAAUACGACCUGCUUGCUUAUGGAAUAAGAAUAAUAUGGACACAGUCGUUGAUAAAGUUAAAAUCACUGGCUGGGAUGAGGAACCCGGUAGCUCAGAAAAGUCUGCAAAGCUACUAGUUGCAGAUGUGGACAUAAUAGAUUCCACUACAUGCAAUGAUCUGCUGGCCAGUUCUUGUAACAGGAAUUGGUGCGGACUCGAUAAUCAUCAGAUGUGUGCUGGCAAACUGACGGGAGGAGUAGACACUUGCCGGGGUGACUCGGGAGGACCGCUCCAAGUGAAAAUUCCACUCCUCUUCACAUAUCCUGACAUGGUGAGGAGCAUGAACUACGUAAUCGGCGUGACGGCAUUCGGCAUACGCUGUGGUCUUCCUGGGUUACCGGGAGUGUAUACCAGGGUAGAUAGUUUCAUUGACUGGAUUGAGAGCAUUGUAUGGCCAGAUUUUAAAUGAAUAUUGGUAUUUUCAUGGAAAUCGACGAGAUAAUCGUGAUGAUUCUUAAGAGAAAAUGGGAUGAUUGGGUCAAGAUAAUUGAAGUAAACUAUAAGCUACUAGCCAGAUUAUCGGUGCAGAUUUGGUUUUUGCAUUUCAGUGAUUUCUUAUUUAGUUUGACAGGGAAAGUAGGAUUCAAAGUAGCCAAUUAUUUAACUCGAGAUAUAAAGACGUAGAAAACCCUUGGUUAACUUAAUUUUGUUUUCUAUAAAAUUAAUAUUUUUCUAAUUGUCUUCAUCCAAUUACUUUAUCGUAAUAGUAUUAUGAUUGCAGCUAAGAAUGUUUUAAUUGAUUCAAAUAUUAAGCUAAUUGUAACUAUUAAGUUACUGAGUGAUAGUUAUUUAAUUAAGUUAUGUAUAGAGACAGUGUUAGAAGUACGCAUUUUUUGGUGUUAUUUAAUGAAUGAAUGUAAGUUAUUAAGAUGAAAUUGUUUUGUGGUGUUAUUGUAUUCUGUUUUAUUGGUAAGUUUUAUUUAUUCAA